AUGCCGAAACCAGGACCUGCCAGUCGAAGCAGCAUUGCCAAUCUCAUGCGGCUCUCGCAUGUUGCUGGCUGCCCCUGCCACGGCUGCUCAGUCGCGCGUGGUGGUGCCAACCUCGCACGUGCCGGUCUCAACAUGAUCAGCAAACACAAUGCUCAACCAGGCGCCAACUCCCGUGGCUACGCUACUCCGGUCGAUAAUCUCGUUCAGAAAGAGUACGCGUUUGAACUUGCCGCUUCCAACGUUCGCUUUGGUGAAGGUGUGACCAACGAAGUGGGUAUGGACUUUGCCAACAUGAAAGCGCGCAAGGUGGGUGUUUUCACCGAUGCGACAGUGAGGAACCUUACUGCUAUGAAGCAAAGUAUCCAAGGCCUCGAACAGGCUGGUGUCAAGUACGAGAUUUUCGACAAGGUUCGAGUGGAGCCUAAUGAGCAGUCCUGGCAAGAGGCGAUCCAGUUUGCGAGAAAGCAGGACUUUUCGCAUUUCUUAGCUGUGGGUGGCGGCAGUGUUAUGGACACAUGCAAGGUGGCCAACCUGUUCACUUGCUAUCCGGACGCGGACCUGCUGGAGUUUGUCAAUGCCCCAAUUGGUAGAGGCACACCGAUCGACAAGGUGCUUAGGCCUCUGCUCUGUGUGCCCACCACUGCCGGUACGGGCUCCGAGACAACAGGUACGGCCAUCUUUGAUCAUACAGCGACCGAGUCCAAGACGGGCAUUGCUUCACGUGCGCUUCGACCUCUGUUGGGCAUCGUUGACCCGCUCAACACCGAGACGUGCCCCACCGCUGUGCACGUGAGUGCUGGGUUGGACGUUCUCUUCCACGCACUCGAGAGUUAUACAGCCAUCCCGUACAACGAGCGCACGCCCCGACCAGCGAACCCGCUCCAACGACCCGCCUAUCAGGGUCGCAACCCCAUCUCGGACGUCUUUUCGCUCUGGGCGCUCAAGCAGACGGUCAAGUACCUGCCUCGUGUCGCACGUGACCGCACCGAUGCAGAAGCACGUGGGCAGAUGCUCCUCGCCGCCACGUUCGCCGGUAUCGGAUUCGGCAACGCCGGCGUCCACCUCUGCCACGGCAUGUCGUACCCCAUCUCUGGUCUCAACAAGAAGAUUGCCAAGUACCAGCAUCCGGGAUACGAAGUCGACCAUCCCAUCGUACCUCACGGCGUAUCGGUCGCACUUACCGGCCCCGCUGUGUUUGACUUUACCGCCCCCUCCGCACCCGACCGUCAUCGCGAGGUGGCUGCCAUCUUUGAUGGUUACCAGAACGGAAGCGAGAGCGCCGAUAUUGCCCGCUUGCCAGAUGCCGAAGUGGGUUCGCUGGUGUACGAUAGAAUUGCCAAGUUUUUGGCUGAUCUGGGCGUACCAAGGGGUCUGGAAAAGGUCGGAUACAAGCAAGAGCACGUGGACGCACUCGUCAAGGGUACGAUCCCCCAAAGGAGGGUCUUGGAUCUUGCCCCAGGUAUUGGGGACGUGUUGGGCGCUGAUGGGCACGAACACUUGGCUCGCAUCUUGGAAAAGUCUCUCUCGUACUAG
Molecule: messenger RNA, 1533 nt
Organism: Mycosarcoma maydis (corn smut)
Lineage: Eukaryota; Fungi; Basidiomycota; Ustilaginomycetes; Ustilaginales
Product: putative alcohol dehydrogenase
Exons: 2
Coding region: 1-1533 (510 amino acids)
Cellular component (GO): mitochondrion
Molecular function (GO): metal ion binding; alcohol dehydrogenase (NAD+) activity
Source: RefSeq, a predicted model, not a curated record